AUCGCAUUAUUCUCCAUUACGAGUGGCCACCAGUCUGUUGAAGCAACCCGCAUUUCGAAAUGGCUCUUCGAGUGACCAGAAACCGCUUGGCUUCUACCAGGACUGACCUCGGUGGGAAGGCCUGCUCGGCCGCCGGGCCCACAAUGAAGCCUCGCGCUGCGCUUGGAGAAAUCGGAAACAUCGCAGUUAACAAAGAAGUACAGAAAAAGAAUGUCAAGACAGAGGCCACUAAGAAGACCAAAGCAGUUGCGACCAAAAAAGCAGUUGUCGAACAACCAAAACCAGAAAUUGUUGUUCCUGCUGAGCCUGAGCCCGAGGUGCGGGUCCAGGUUCUCCCUGAGCCAGCAUCCCCCACGCCAAUGGAGACCUCUGGCUGUGCGCCUGCUGACCUCUGCCAAGCGUUUUCUGAUGUCAUGCUUCACGCCGCUGUCCGGGAUGUGGAUGCAGAUGACUACGACAACCCCAUGCUCUGCAGCGAAUAUGUGAAAGACAUCUACAAGUACCUCAGACAGCUUGAGAUUGAGCAGACCGUCAGACUCUCUUACCUGCAGGGUCAGGAGGUGACUGGCAACAUGCGGGCCAUUCUCAUUGACUGGCUAGUGCAAGUGAGCUUGAAGUUCCGUCUGCUGCAGGAGACGAUGUACAUGACGGUGGGAGUCAUUGACCGCUUUCUUCAGGAUCACCCAGUCCCCAAGAAGCAGCUGCAGCUGGUCGGCGUCACCGCCAUGUUCCUUGCUUCGAAAUACGAGGAGAUGUAUCCACCCGAGAUCUCCGACUUUGCCUACGUGACAGACCAGGCCUACACCACCGCCCAGAUCAGAGACAUGGAGAUGACUAUUCUCCGGGUGCUCAAGUUCCAACUGGGCCGCCCUCUUCCCCUGCAGUUCCUAAGAAGGGCUUCAAAGAUUCACGAAGUAACUGCUGAGCAACACACCCUGGCCAAAUACCUCCUGGAGCUCACCAUGGUUGAUUACGAGAUGGUUCACUUCCCACCUUCCAUGGUUGCAAGUGCUUCUUUGGCCCUUACCCUCAAGAUCUUAGAUGCUGGCGACUGGGAUGUGACACUACAGCACUACAUGGACUACACAGCAGAGAGUUUGAUUCCUGUGAUGGCACACAUUGCCAAGAAUGUUGUGAAGGUGAACGAUGGGCUGACCAAGCACAUGGCUAUUAAAGGGAAGUACUCUACUUCGAAGCAGUUGAGGAUUGCCACUAUCUCACAGCUCAAGUCGUCAGUAGUGAAGGAUCUUGCAAAGCAGCUCACCCAGUGAGGCGACCACGCAUUUGGCACCAUGUGCUGCUAUGUACAGUUGUAACUAAAAGUUUUAAUGUGUUUUGAAGGAGCUGCAUGCCAAGGACCAUGUCAGUGGUUUGCAUGAUAACCUACUGAAUAUCAUGUGUACUUUUUACUGAUCUUUUUUGAAAGCAUGCUACAAGUUUGUAAUUUUCAAUCUGAAAGCUCGCCCUCAAGAGUGCACAUGAUGGCAGUUUAGUCUUGGGAAAUGACUUGGGCUGUAGUGACCCUAUGUCACCUUAUUUACUCUACAUGAGAUUCAGUCGGCAUCAAAGACUACUCCGCUGCAAUAUUUAACACCCUUCGUUAAUGCACUACUUGCCAUCUGAAGUCUCUGUAUAUCUUUGACUAUAUUUUAUUGUCACCAUAUAAUUUCACAAGGCCCCAAAUUUAUAUCUCCGACAAGUAAUUUUUAUUGCUUAGAAGCGGCUGCAAAUGUAAAACUUGAGGCAUGCUUUAACAUGGUCACCAAUAAAGGGGCCAGUGGAUGGGUGUGGCUUUUUUAAUGGGAUUUUAUUGAUCUGUGUAAUAUGUACAGCAAUAUUUUACUUUCUUGAAUGUCUUGUUCUUAAAGCCUCUAUUAAAUGGUUCAAACCAGA
This is a messenger RNA of Anarrhichthys ocellatus (wolf-eel), 1893 nucleotides long. RefSeq names its product cyclin B1 (gene ccnb1). The transcript has 9 exons. The coding region runs from base 60 to 1271 and encodes 403 amino acids. Gene Ontology annotation, biological process: mitotic cell cycle phase transition. Lineage: Eukaryota; Metazoa; Chordata; Actinopteri; Perciformes; Anarhichadidae. Gene Ontology annotation, molecular function: cyclin-dependent protein serine/threonine kinase regulator activity. The record is from RefSeq and is a predicted model, not a curated record.